Oncorhynchus kisutch (coho salmon) is the source of this 3280-nucleotide messenger RNA. It is a transcript of the gene htra3b, whose product is annotated as HtrA serine peptidase 3b. Gene Ontology annotation, biological process: proteolysis. Bases 535 to 2025 code for a protein of 496 amino acids. Gene Ontology annotation, cellular component: extracellular region. The record is from RefSeq and is a predicted model, not a curated record. The transcript has 9 exons. Gene Ontology annotation, molecular function: protein binding; serine-type endopeptidase activity. Lineage: Eukaryota; Metazoa; Chordata; Actinopteri; Salmoniformes; Salmonidae.
UGGGAUGUAUUUCCAUUGUUGUCCUCUUGUGACAUGGUGGUUGGUCAAGAUCACUUGUGCUUUGGAGGGGCAGAGCCAGACCAGACGCAACGAAUGAUAUUGGAUCUUUAAAAAACGGAAAAAACAAAAGGCACCGCACUGCUGUGCUGAGACUCAUUGGUGUUCAUUGCAAAUAUAGCGCCAGCCAGUGCAUCGGUUAGACUCACAAUAACGGCAUAUUUGGGAUCAGUCUCCACUCCUUUGGGAUAAUGUUUCCCAUUUAAUCUGGAUCAACCACGGGCGGCUGCAUAUGAGUUGAGAAUUUUUCAGUUUUAAGAAAAUCCCGGAGGUCUGUCCUGCAAGCGUAAUUUUAUCUCGACAGUCUUGUGAAAGAGAUACGUAAAAGUGUGGAGUGUUGCUCGUUGUUCAAUCUUCCCAAAUGACCGGCGACCGUUUUACCACGAACAUGACUGUGUAAAUACUUAGCCUAACAUUAUUUGUUAUUAUUUUAUAGUUUUUAUUUUCUCAUAUCUCCACUGCACUUGAUCGCAAACGAUGCAGGUCCUACUGUUUGCUACGGUUCUUUACUAUAUCGUGAACUUCGUCGGGGCUGAGCCCAAACCAAAAUGCUCGGAGCGGUGCGACGUGAGCACUUGCCCCAGCCCUAGCUGCGCGAUGGGGUACGUUCCAGACCGAUGCAACUGCUGCCUGGUUUGCGCCCAGGGGGAAAGCGACCCUUGCGGGCGCAAAGAUGACCUACCCUGCGGUGAUGGACUCGAAUGCAAGCACCCGGCCGGAAAGCGGCUAGGCAAGGGCUUUUGUCAGUGCAAAUUGGGUCACAAAGUUUGCGGCAGUGACGGCGUUACCUACGGGAACGUGUGUCAGCUGAAGGCGCAGAGUAGGAAGGCUCUGCAGCAGGGGCUGCCUGCCAUCACCUCCGUCCAGAAGGGACCAUGCGAAAUCAACAAUAACAAAGGUACUUCACACCCCACCAGUCCCAGGUACAAGUUUAACUUCAUAGCUGACGUGGUUGAGAAGAUUGCGCCGGCUGUUGUCCACAUUGAACUUUUCCUCAGGCACCCUCUGUUCGGCCGGAAUGUCCCUCUGUCCAGUGGGUCAGGCUUUGUGAUGUCAGACACAGGUUUGAUAGUGACCAACGCCCAUGUAGUCUCCAGCACCAGGCCUGUGUCGGGCCGUCAGCAUCUCAAGGUCCAGAUGCACAACGGUGACGUCUACGAAGCGACCAUCAAGGACAUCGAUAAGAAGUCAGACAUCGCCACCAUCAAAGUCAACCCACUGAAAAAGCUCCCGGUGCUGUUGCUAGGCCACUCGGCCGACCUUAGACCUGGUGAGUUUGUGGUUGCCAUUGGCAGCCCCUUCGCUCUCCAGAACACGGUUACCACAGGGAUCGUGAGCACUGCACAGAGAGACGGGAAGGAGCUGGGCAUCAGAGACUCUGACAUGGACUAUAUACAGACGGACGCCAUCAUCAACUAUGGAAAUUCAGGCGGACCUCUAGUUAACUUGGACGGGGAGGUGAUCGGUAUCAGUUGUGAUCCAGUUCCUAUUCGUAACACUCUGUUAAGUUGUUUGUCUGACUGCCACCAGGACGGGGAGGUGAUUGGCAUCAACACUCUGAAAGUGGCUGCUGGGAUCUCCUUCGCCAUCCCUUCUGAUAGGAUCACACGCUUCCUCAAGGAAUCAAUGGACAAGCAGAGCAAAGAAGUGAGAUCAUUGAAGAAACGGUUCAUUGGAAUAAAGAUGCUCACCAUCAAUCCAGCGCUGGUUGAGGAGCUGAAGCAGCAGAACCCAGACUUCCCUGAUGUCUCUAGUGGGAUCUACGUCCAUGAAGUGGUGCCUCACUCUCCUGCACAGAAAGGUGGUAUCCGAGACGGUGACAUCAUCGUGAAGCUGAACGGCCGUCCUCUGCUGACCACAGCUGAUCUACAAGGGGCGCUCACGGAGGAGACAGCCCUGCUGCUGGAGGUCAGGAGGGGCAACGACGACCUGCUCUUCAACAUCCAGCCUGAUGUCAUUAUGCAGUAACUCAGUAAACAUGAAGACAUUGACCAGGAGUACUGUACUCAAGAUAUAUUUCUAUCGGACCAUUCUGUAAACGUUAGAACGUCACUCAUGAACAUGCUCCCAGCUGUUCAACAUCGAGCCAGACGACGUCUUCAUGCAGUAAUCACAGCAACCGUGGUGUGGAACCCGUGAGACUGACCAAACAAAACAAAACAAAACAGAAACUCUGGUUGAGAGCCCUAUACACUUAUAAAGCUGCCCCUAUAGUCACUGACCUAAGAUCAGUUUGUAUUUGUUUUGGGAGGGUAAAACUGAUCCUAACUCGGUGCCUAAAGGGUGACUUUUAACUACUCCGAGCCAAGGGGAGAACGCUCAACAAACAUGUCGAGAAACAGAAAACUGUGUUUGUUGGAACCUUGAUCUGGAAACAACAGAGACUGACUGACCCUUGCUUGGUAAAUCCAGCCAGAAAAUUCUCUGGGCUCUGGAUGAAUUUAGGACUGAAUGUUGGAACGCCCAGUGAAAUGAAACACUUGAUUUUUAGUAUUGUUGUAUUUGUGUUUUGUAUCAUCUGUCUUUGUCAAAGCAUACCAGCUGUGUUUUGAGACUCACUUACUCCCAAUGCAACUGAUCAUUGGUAAGACAAGUUUAGCAUGUAGUUUAAUUCAAAGAUUUGUCCAUUGUUACACUGCUUUUAUGGCCUUUUUUAAAAAUCUGUUGAACAGAACUUUUUUCUGUACAUGCGAGUACAGUAGCUAUGUGUCCAAUGCUUUCCGUUUGAAACCAUUCCAUAAUCAACUGUUUUUGGGUCAGUUAUACUUUGAAAGAAAGACCAGAAUUUGGUCAGAAAUGUUCAGUUAGAAGUUGAAAGAAAGACCACAUUGUUAUUCAACUGGUAAAAUGUAAGCAAAUGUCUGUUUGAAUCUCACUGUUACUGGAUUCUUGAUGUCUUCUACUAUAACCGACCCAUUGGGAACACUUUACAUUAAUGUCCUAAGGGUUUAUAAAGGGUUUGUAAAGGUGCUAUAAGCAGUUUUAUAAACACUUUACAACAUUGACCUGUGCUUAUAGCAUGAAUAAAUAAAUUCCCUUUACAGUCAGUUACUUAUAUCUUAAUCAUCAUGACUUAAGAACAGAUUGAAUGUUUACAAAUCUGGAUUCCUCACCAACAGGCUAUGUCAAUGGGAGUGAUUGUUAUAGUUUUUGCUACUUUUUGGUAAUGUGUAUAAAAUCAAAUAAAUUGCUGUGUAGGACGUUCUUGCAUUAGAUCCAGUGA